This is a messenger RNA of Sabethes cyaneus, 3002 nucleotides long. RefSeq names its product CTD small phosphatase-like protein 2. The transcript has 6 exons. Bases 121 to 2244 code for a protein of 707 amino acids. Lineage: Eukaryota; Metazoa; Arthropoda; Insecta; Diptera; Culicidae. Gene Ontology annotation, molecular function: phosphoprotein phosphatase activity. The record is from RefSeq and is a predicted model, not a curated record.
UGAAAAUUUCGGUAUAUCAGGGCACCGUGCAGCAGAAGAAAUAUUUUGUGCGUUAGUUGGUCGUAGGAACAGAAAAAAAAUGUUUUAGUCGAAUGGGAAUUGUCCACAUUAUUUGUUAUUAUGUGGCUACGAAGCGAAACCAGGGACAGGCGUUUGCGUUCUAGCGCAACCCGAAUGACUGUUACAAGUAAAAAAUAUGUCAAGAUACAACACAAAACAAAACGUGCUCCUCCAGAUGUAAUUCACACUCGGCGCAGUUUCCAUCUGCAAACUGGACAUGUAUCCGCUCGGUGUAAACCAGUUGCAACCUCAGUUGCGCUCACUUCCAGCACCACAAUCGCAACACGUACUUCGACGCGCACUGCUACUAUCCGGACCAGUCCAAAACGUACACUCAAAGUUAACCGGAGAGUUGUUAAGCCUACGCCAGUGUUGACUUCCGUUGGCGAUGUAAUUCCUGAUGAUUGCAAAGAAAACUGUUGGCAAGAUAGCAAUGAUCUCACACUUUUUGAUGCCUCUGUCAGCCUGAAAAAUCAGUACGGAGCCACCAAUCUAUAUUCUAAGAAAGCAACAGAAGAGAUUGGAUUACCAGACGAUUGUCUAAAUCAGUUCGGGAUGAUCAACUAUGACUCGCUAAAAUCAACAACUAUUAGCGCAGGUAACACUGUCGGUCCAGCUCAGUCAGUAGAUUCUCUCAAGUCAAAAUGCAUUACGGAAUGUGAUAGCACUACUGAUGCUAUUGACUGUGACGAAAGCUAUCCAUCGACAUCUGGAUUUGUAAAUCGACGAUCCAAAAAUCUCCUCGAGUGCAUACCUGCUCUUCCGCUUCCAUCACAGGAUAUUAUUCCAGAAGUGGAUUCAACAACCGAUACGAUUCCUGACACAACAAAUGAAUUGGUAUCGGUCACGAACAAGAUCGUUUCUUCUUUCACACUUUCUGGGUCGUCAUCAUCUUCGUCAUCAUCUUCAUCUUCAUCGUCGUCGUUGUCGUCAACGUUCCAGCCAACUGGAUACAGUAGUUGCUCAUCCAUCUCUGGUUCGGAAGAGCUAACUGCUUCUAGCAGUUAUCUACCUAAUGCAACAGCAUCUGAUUUGAUCUCUAUGUUUGAUGACGAACAUUAUAAAAAUACAACAGAUCUUUGUCAGUAUACUGAAUUUCCACCAUAUAACACGUUGCUGACUCAAGCGUUACUUAGUUGCGGCGAUGUUUCGAGCCUCAAUCUGGGAUGCAGUCAGGUGUUGGCAGAUAAUAUUUCAACAGGGAUGAAUGAUUCUGUUUUUUUAUCGUCAAUCAACCCAACAGCAAUCGAAAAUUUGAAGGCAUUAACAAAUUUUCCGAACAUGGGCGUCGUCGAUGAAGCGGGACCAAGUACGACUGGUUCGUAUUUAACGGAGAUAGGCACACGCACUAAUGUUGCAUCAAACUUCUCUGGAGUUAAUGAUGGAAGGUCUGAGGCAGAAUCACUUAUUCAUAAUAUUGAAUGUGGCCAACCAAUGCCGAUGUGCGGUGAUGACAGUGAUUCAGGAAUGCAAUUGGAGACCGAUGAGUGCAUGGAAAUCGAAGAAUCUAAUGAUGGUCAACACGAGCAUCUCACGUGGGAAACGUUUGAUCCAUACGUCUUUAUUAAACAUUUACCUCCGUUGACAUGUGAAAUGCGCUCUAAAUGCCCUGCGUUGCCGUUGAAAACUCGUUCCAGUCCGGAAUUCAGUUUAGUACUCGAUCUCGAUGAAACAUUGGUGCACUGCAGUUUGGAAGAACUUUCAGAUGCUAGUUUUAAAUUUCCGGUGCUGUUCCAGGAGCGAAAAUAUAUGGUAUUUGUACGAACAAGGCCUUUCUUUCGUGAGUUUCUCGAAAAGGUUUCACAGCUCUUUGAAGUAAUUUUAUUCACCGCCUCUAAGCGAGUUUACGCGGAUAAGCUGCUUAAUCUGCUGGAUCCAGAGCGGCGGCUUAUAAAAUAUCGUCUCUUUCGUGAGCAUUGUGUGCUAGUCAAUGGGAACUAUAUCAAAGAUUUGACCAUUCUUGGGCGAGAUCUUUCCAAAACAAUUAUAAUUGACAAUUCACCACAAGCAUUUGGUUAUCAACUCGAGAACGGAAUCCCGAUUGAAAGUUGGUUCAUGGAUCAAAGUGAUUCAGAAUUAAUGAAAAUCUUACCUUUUUUAGAGAGCUUGGUUGAAAUGAGACAAGACGUACGGCCUCACAUACGCGAAAAAUAUCGACUGUUUUCAUAUUUACCUCCGGAUUAAUCAUACAGUAGGAGAAUUUCAAUAGAAAAUAAUACAACUAAAACGGAAUCUGUAAUAGGCAAGUUAAUUUUCCACUGUUCUGUUCUUUACACUAUAUGAAGAGUGUAAACCUAUCCCGAAACUUGAACAAAUCGACUAGAUAAAACAAAAUACAUAAGCAUACACAACUUAGAAUGGGCACACCAAACAUCAAGAUUAAGCAAGCAAAUUAUUAAAAUACAUGUAGGAUUUUAGCCGUCGUCAUCCAGAAUGACACAAAAUAAAUAAAAUAACAUCCGUACGAUAUAGAUUAACACUACAGUAUGAGUCGAUAACCAGAACUGGAGCAGACUGGAAUGUCAUUGACCCUAUUUGUAAAUGUUACUGUUUUCACUUAGUUGCUGCUGCAGUGGAUUUAGAAUCCUAUCAAAAGUAAAAACGCAUUAAGGAAAAAUAAGUUAACUAAAAGAGCAACGUUGGCUUAGAUGGCAAUACGAUACACAGAUUAUUCGAUAGAAUCAGAAAAUUUAAAUAAAAUCGUAGCGAUUAGAUUGGCUAAAGGACAUGCUGAAAAUUAAUAGCAAGAUACAGAAAAUUACGCAUUAAAGUUUUGAACCAUUACCUGGUAAAUAUAUAUUAUUGUUUAUAAUGUCCUUUACAGAAUCAAUAAUUAUUGUUAUAAAUAAUUUGAUAUUAUUUUUAUUUAUUGAUGAAAUGUGCAUGUAUCAUUAUUGUAUAUGAUUAUUUUUUAGAUGAUUAAAUUAUACAUUGUUCUAGUG